CCGAGGCUCCCGCGCCGCCUUCUACUCCCUGCUGCCUGCCGGGUCCGUUCGUGUACACACACGUAUGCCGACCCUACCCAGGAUCCAAAGCAAGAUUUAAAAGGAAGUCUUUGCGUCUUCUACCAGCUCCCUAUCAUCAUACAGGCAGGGGAAGAAGCCGUGAGAAAAACUUCUUUCCGCUGUCCUGCGCGUUUCUGCAGCCUCGUUCCAGGCCGAGGCAUCUCCAAGGCAGUGAUGGCUCUCCAAAGGACCCGUUCACUGCUUCUGCUCUUGCUGCUGACCCUGCUGGGGCUGGGGCUGGUGCAGCCCUCCUACGGCCAGGAUCGUAUGUAUCACCGAUUCCUGCGGCAGCAUGUGGACCCUGAGGAGACAGGUGGCAAUGACACCUACUGCAACUUGAUGAUGCAAAGACGAAAGAUGACCAUGCGUCAGUGCAAGCGUUUCAACACCUUCGUCCAUGAAGACAUCUGGAACAUUCGUAGUAUCUGCAGCACCACCAAUAUCCAGUGCAAGAAUGGCAAGAUGAAUUGCCAUGAGGGUGUAGUGAGGGUCACAGACUGCAGGGAGACAGGAAGUUCCAGGUUCCCCAACUGCAGAUACCGGGCAUCAGCGAGCACUAGGCAUGUGGUCAUUGCCUGUGAGGGUGACCCGCAGUUGCCUGUGCACUUCGACAGAUAGACACCAGCCUGUGGGGGUUACUGCCUGAUCCAUUGGCCUUUAACUUACUCCUUGAAUAGCAAUGAGUAAUGCGUUUGGGCUGCCCUAGGCUCUGUCUCCUCUGCUUCUGACUCUUUUUCUCUUUAUAACCUAUUCUGUUAAGUACAUUAUAUCAAAGAGAAUUGGAGACAUAAACUUAUGAUGAGUCCAGGCUUUUCUGUAGUAAAUGUUUUGGCUUUCUUUUAAAAUACUGGUUAGCUUAGCUCUCUCAGAUCCUAUCCUCUGGGAUUUAGUCAUUAUAUGGAUUUAUAUAGCAUUUCAAGCAUUUCAAAGGGCUUACAUCUAAAUCAUCUCAUUUUAAUAGCACAGCAGUGGUAUAAUGCUGCUGAUGUUAUAUGUAGGAACCCAAAGUUCAGGGAUUUGCUGAAGACCGUGAAAUUAGUGGGAAAGCUGAGACAAAAAUCCAGUUGAACUGGCUUCUAAUCCAGGCCAUUUUCCACUUCAUCACAAGGAUAGUUUUGAAAGUAACUGCUUUGGUUAUUCCCAGAAGUCAGCUGUUGGGAGAAGUAUUUGAAAUUUGGAAAUGCAUGCUGGCAAAAUGAGAGCCCUAUCAGGAUAAUCUGGCUCCCUUGUUGUGCUGGGCUCUAACAGCAUCAAGAAAUGAUACAAGAGAUUUACUUUCUCUCUUCCUAGACUUUUGAAUCUCUUUAGUAAGUCAGAAUAUUAAAAAUGUAGGAGCUCACUUAAGACUCACUCACUCUUCCCAACGGAAACAUCUUUCAUGUUUUCCUUAUAAUAAAGGACUUAAACUGCA
Lutra lutra (Eurasian river otter) is the source of this 1471-nucleotide messenger RNA. RefSeq names its product ribonuclease A family member 4 (gene RNASE4). Gene Ontology annotation, molecular function: nucleic acid binding; RNA nuclease activity. NCBI's taxonomy places the organism in Eukaryota, Metazoa, Chordata, Mammalia, Carnivora, Mustelidae. Bases 235 to 678 code for a protein of 147 amino acids. The transcript has 2 exons. The record is from RefSeq and is a predicted model, not a curated record.